UCUUUGUGUUCAUUCAGGGCGAAUGGAGUCACCCGUUCAUACAAUUCAAGUACUCACAUGGUAUGUAAUACGCUAUACGAGCCCACCUUUACUACAUAGUGCUGUUUAUCAGUCCAGUCAGCAAACAUCAGAUCAUAAUUAUCGUGCGUUUCUACUCAAUUUGUCGUUCUAAUCAACAAUAUACGGGUACCAAAAUAAUACACUGUUGAAACAUAGCAUCGCAACCAUUCAUCGUAUGGUAUAUCUUCUACACGCGGCGCCUUCUUAAGUUUGCAUUCUUAAGCUUAAGGGUAGCUGGUGUUCUUUAGCAGACAACAUGUAGCGAUGACCUUCAUCAUUGGUACUCCUAUCUAUGUUUGGAAGCUUGUAUAGUCUGCCACUUCAACAUGAAAAAUAACAAAACUGAUAUUGUGCAUGGAAUAUCACGGAGUCGCUCAGUGGGAAUAUCAUACUCUAACUGGAUUUAUGUACAUUUGGUAUUCUGCAAUUGAUAAUUGAUACUCGUCUGUAUGAAACAAUACAUCUGCAGAUUCCUGUAUACAUGUGUUAUUUUUCUUGGUAUCGUGAUAACUGGAAGCGGUAGCAAUGGUUGGUAGGUGCUGUAGUAGACGCUCUCGGUGGUGUAAGAAAUUCUUUGUAUUAUGUAUUGUACUAAUGCUCUUGAUACCAGUUCUAUUAUUAUUCACAACUCAAGACUCUACAUUUUGGAAUCCUUACGACGAAUGGAGGGGGUUGAGAAGGAGCAAUGAUCUACCCGACGGUCUGCCAGACAUGCAGAUGGAUACACUUAUUGUAGAGCCCCCCAUCCUGAGGAGUACAAUGGGUAACUUUGAGCCCCCUCCUGAGGACGGGCGUCGCCAGGGCGCGGGGGAAUAUGGUCGCCCCGUCAUGCUGAACCCCAGUGAUCAGGAGAAAUAUGAUCAGAGCUUUAAAGAAUAUGGCUUCAACAUGGUCAUCAGCGAUCGAAUCGCACUCGACAGGACUGUGAAUGAUAUCAGACAAGACGAAUGCAGAUACUGGCACUAUCCGACCAAUCUACCAAAUACAUCAGUAGUGGUGGUAUUUCAUAAUGAAGGGUGGUCAACUCUCCUACGAACGGUACACAGUAUCAUCAACACAUCGCCUCCAAAUUUACUUCAAGAAGUAAUAUUAGUUGAUGAUUUCAGCGAUAAAUCUCACCUCCAAGCCAGACUCCAGCAAUACAUAGACGAGCCGCAAUUCCAGGGUAAAGUCAAACUCUACCGUAACAGCAAACGAGAAGGUCUGAUUCGAUCCCGCAUCUUUGGCGCGGAGCAGUCUCGUGGUCAAGUGGUCACGUUCCUCGACGCCCAUUGUGAAUGCUCUCCGAAUUGGCUCGUUCCAUUGCUAACAGAAAUAGCCCUCAAUAGAACGACCGUGGUCUGUCCCACCGUCGAUUCGAUAUCGGCCGAUACCUUUGAAUAUCGAUCACAAGGAGAUGGUAUGUGUCGUGGUGCAAUGGAUUGGGAUUUCUGGUAUAAACGGAUCCCAGUUGAUCUGAGUAGAAAGAGACUAGGUCUCAAGUAUCAAAGCGAACCAUACGACUCGCCCAUAAUGGCUGGUGGUUUGUUCGCACUCGACAGAGAAUACUUCUUUGAAAUCGGUGCUUAUGAUCCAGGACUUCAAAUUUGGGGCGGGGAAAACUUCGAAAUAUCAUUUAAGAUUUGGAUGUGUGGAGGGAGGUUAAAGUUUGUUCCUUGUUCUCGAGUUGGUCACGUGUAUAGGAAAGGUGUUCCCUACACCUACCCAGACUCAGGCGUACCUGGUGUCAGCGUUAUUCACAUGAACUACAUGCGAGUAGCCGAAGUUUGGAUGGACGACUUUAAAGAAUAUUUCUACACCGCCAGACCAGAUUUGCGCGGAAAACCCUACGGUGACAUCGGGGAACAGAUUCGAUUCAGACGGCACAACUGUCCGAAGAGUUUUAAAUGGUUCAUGGAAGAGAUUGCAUUUGAUUCAUUAGAGAAAUUUCCUCCACCGCCUCCUAACCAGGGAUGGGGAGAGAUUAAGUCGGUACACACAGGAUUGUGUGUUGAUAGCAUGGGACACCAAGGAACAGCAGGGGGAGAGGCUGGUGUUUAUUAUUGUCAUGGUAUGGGAGGUAAUCAGAGGUUUCGUUUUACUGGUCCAGGCCAAAUCAUCCUGUAUGAUUACUGUUUCUACGUAGAUGGGACCAGAGUCAGGAUAGACAAGUGCAAUAGAGUUCAGUAUUCAUCGUUCUGGGACUAUGAUGAGGUUAACCAACGAUUCCAGUUGAAGAACACAAAUAAAUGCCUUGAUCACAAUAGCAACGAACAUACCCUUUUUGUCAGUGAAUGUGAUAAUGAAAAGAGCACCCAGCAAUUUCAAAUUAACCCUCCAGAGGAAUUACAAAUACAACCAAAAGCUGUUCGGUAGCAUAUCCCUUCAUAAUUAUAGUAGCACAUACUGUUGAGGAUUUCAUACAAGAUUGUUAUUAGCUUUAAAAGCCAUUUUAAGGGUGUUUUAAUUAGUUAGAUAAUUAUAAACAAUGAAUUAUAUUCAUGAAUACCGUCUAUACAACCUGUAUAAGGCUGAAAUCUCCAAUUUUAUAACAGUGACUGAAAGUCAAUACAACAUGAAUAACAAUUACAAGUUUUAAUUAGCUGGUGGAGAAAUUAAUGUUAAUAAUGUCUCUCUUUUUUAGUUUCUCAAUAAAGUGGUGAACAUAGUUUCCAAAGGGCCUAGAAUUAAAAGGCCUACAGAUGUCAGCAUACGAUACAUGGUAAAAACUUGGUUUAUUUUAAAAAUGUCGUGAGAUCAGAUAAGAAAAUGAAUUGACAGUGGGUACUUAUCCACAGUCAUAAUCACUUAAAUCUGCAUCGUAUCGCUUCGAUAUAAAGUUCGGGAAAACUUUGUAUGUUACCCGUCUAACCACAACUACAAAUUAAUUCUCGUACAUUUAUUAUUGUUAUUCCAAUAUAGAAACAAAGUAAACAUGUGUUGCAAGUCGGUUUAUUAUUGUUUUUAAAGAAUUUGGAUCGUAUGACCCGAGUUUUCGUUCAUCAAUUUAAAAACUUUCUAAGCAACUCAUUUUCAAAAAUAUUCGUUUGCCAAAACUACCAUUUUAGAUUUUAAAAAGUCAACGUAAUUUCUUGAUACCAUUUCCUUAUAUCUGCCUUGGUUAAGAAUUAUGAUGUAUUUUCACGGACAUCUAGCUCGGGUUGUGAGUUUGUGGUUUGGUGUAGAUGUCUUUACAUUCCUUUGUAUUUAUUUAUUUCGUGUUUUUUAGUUUUACAUUAAGUUUAAUUUGAUUAAGUUUGCCCCUAAGUAUAGCAUAUUGGAAUUAACAGUAUUAAGAAAUAUUAUAAAGCAGCUAAUUUUGUGGCAAAUCAUUGUGUAUCAAAAUGUUUGGUAACACAACCGGGAUGCUAAUUAAUGAGAUAGACGCAGUGUCUCAUCAUGGCCCCGCAGCAGGGGUGCUAAGCACCAAAAAAAAAUCCUUAGGGGUGCUGCGUGUAAUAUUCUCCAUAGGCAGCACCCCAGGUAUAUAUUCUAAAAGAUGUGUAACAAAAUGAAAUAAAAUCUAUCCAAAAUGACUUUUAUCAAAUUUCUCGGGACCAAUUUGACUUCCAUUUUGGAGUGAACCCCCCCCCCCAUUUCUCGGGACCAAUUUGAAUUCCAUUCUGUAGUGAAAGCCUUUUUUUCUUUUCAAAUUACAUCAGCACCCCUACUUAAAAUUCGUUCCAAGGGCCCUGUGUCUCAUGAUAUUGUACGAUCUUAAUUUUUUAACUCCUCAUUAUGAUAUUGACACUAUACAUUUAUCAAUUUACGUGCAAUUGACAGACGUAUAUCAAUAAGAAAGUUGUCAGUUCUGAAAACAAUUAAAUGUCUUCAUGGAUAAACUGUAGAUUACACCCUUGUUGAUGACAGUGGUCUGUUAAAAGGAUAAUAUUUUAUAAGGACCUGUUCAUGCGAUUAAAAAAAUGAGAAACAGAGAAAAUGAAAAAGAAAUAUGAACGUUCUAGAAUAAACCUACUCUGUUUUAAGUAUUGACUUUGUGAGCUAAUGCGCUGUACCGGAACAUCAACCAAAAACGUGCAAUUUGUUCGCGAAAGAUAUUUGUUUACUAGUAUCUUUGAAUUAUUUAUUUACACAUAAAAUCGAAAUAAAUAAUUGAUAUAUUGAAUCAUUUAAUUCCAUUUAUGGAGUCUGUAAUUUAGCGCAUAUAGUCUGGGUAUUGCUUUAUGUCACUGCGCAAAGAUUCAAGACUCUAUUGAUGAUUGCUUGUGAACAUUAAUUUUUUUUUUUUUUUGGGGGGCGGUUUAUUCUUCUUUAUAAAGAAGUAUUUAGCAAAUUGUUAGAAAUAAAAACCCGAUUUCUAUGUCCAUGUUUUUUUUUUGAUUCAGGAAAUGAUAAUCUGUCAAUAAUGUUGGUCAUAUAAAAGAAUGAUGGUAUUAUAUUUCUGUUGUUUUAUUAUUGUACUUCGUUUUCUAAACUGUGUGUGGUAAUAUUCCUAUUUAUUGUUGACAAUGUCUUUCAUUAAUAAGGCACUUAACAUUCCUAAGUGUCUUUGAAAGAGAUUUAUCUGAUUAUGGUAUUUUUAAUUCAUAUAAUAUCUCUUAAUCCAUAAAGGCAAUACUAACGACGUAAUUUCCAUUUUCGUUCAUGUAAAAUAUGUUGCGUUGUUGAGUCGUAACUCAAUUGUUGUUUUUUAACAAUAAUUUCUACUGAACUAUAAUGAUGGUAUUAUGUAACAACAUCGUACAAUAAAUUAAAUCCACAUCAGGCCAAGAGGUGACGUGCAUAUUUGUCAGAUUAUUCACGUCAAACGAUUAUUUACUAAUAACAUCAAUGAUUUUCAUUAUUUAGAAUAGAUGAAAAAAAAAUGUUUUACAAAACAAACAUGUUUCUUUUUCAACCAAUAUUGGGUCAGUUUUAUUCAAUAUUUUUAGAGCGAAGAUGUGAAAUCCUACAUUCUGAAAAAAGGAUUGGUCAAAGCACGGAACUACAUCCGAUGUGUCGUUAAUUAUGACGUUCGACUGAUAAUAACCACCAUAAUUAUAUCUACAAUUUUUUGGUGGUUUUUAACCAAUAAACUGGUUGGUUUUCACGAUUUUUCGUCGGCUGGACACAUUUCAUCAACAGAUUUGUUAUAUUAACCAAUUCUUUUCUCAGUGCGCACGUUUAAGAUUUAGUAACAGAAGACGUAUAGUUUCGGAUUAUCUCACAAUGUUCCUCCUCUUUAGUUUGUAGUCAUAUCGGAUAUUCUUUGUAAUUCUUUUCUCUCUUUUUUUUCACAGUUCGGUUGACAUUAUUAUGAUACUAAUGAAUAUUCUUUUAACUAAAUUUUCUUUAACACCGAGAAGUGAGUUUACGUUCUAAAAUUAUACAGACCCAUAUAAUGGUUGAAAGAAAACCGUGAUAAUAGUACAAAAAGUAAUAAAAUUUUGCAUCUGUUGCUUAUAUCCCAUGUCUCUCUUUAUUAUGACUUGUGUGGAUACGAAUUUUUAUAUCUGGAAAUUUGAUCAUGACAUCUAGAUUUUUUUUUUAUAAAAUGAUGUUUGGGUUUCACUUAAGAAAACAAGUUGAUCUAAAUGAAACGUUAUAAAUAUAAAUUCUAAUUUUAUUAAAUUUGUAAUAGAUGAUAGUUAUACAUAACAAAUAAACAAGACUAUAAUACUGUGCAAAGCGUAUUUUAAUGAUGCAUUUCUGUGUGAUGAUUUCAAUCAUAUACAGAUUAUAUUUUCAAAGUAAGAUAAUAAAUAGUUCAAUGUCAAUAUUGACUUGGAGAUGUGAAAUUCAUAUGUACUGUAAUUUUAAAGACAAUGAUUCAGUUAUUGUGCGCAUGAAUUCAACAUUUCAAAGAUAAAACAACAAGAA
Messenger RNA from Lytechinus variegatus (green sea urchin), 5859 nucleotides. RefSeq names its product N-acetylgalactosaminyltransferase 7-like. Gene Ontology annotation, cellular component: Golgi apparatus. The coding region runs from base 586 to 2415 and encodes 609 amino acids. The transcript has 11 exons. Lineage: Eukaryota; Metazoa; Echinodermata; Echinoidea; Temnopleuroida; Toxopneustidae. The record is from RefSeq and is a predicted model, not a curated record.